Molecule: messenger RNA, 1707 nt
Organism: Nelumbo nucifera (sacred lotus)
Lineage: Eukaryota; Viridiplantae; Streptophyta; Magnoliopsida; Proteales; Nelumbonaceae
Product: growth-regulating factor 1
Biological process (GO): regulation of DNA-templated transcription; DNA-templated transcription; developmental process
Cellular component (GO): nucleus
Molecular function (GO): ATP binding
Source: RefSeq, a predicted model, not a curated record
AAAGGCAGAAACGCAGAAGCAGAAGCAACAGAGUUGCAGUCAUAAUAAGAGCAGACUCAGGGGAGGUGGCAGAAGUAUCAUCAGAGCCAUUAGUUUAUCCAUGCACAGAAGAUUCUGCAACCAAUAGACUCUGAAUAAAUACCCCCAACACCCGCUACUCUCCCUUUCUCUCUCUGACCCUCCUAAAUACCAACCAGCCUAAACUCUCUUUCUCUGUCUCUGAAGCUCUUGUUUCCACUUGGUUCAUCUUCUUAGACUUCUGGGGUUUUUGUUCUUUUAAUGAUGAGUGCGAGAAACGGGUCUCCGUUCACUGCAUCACAGUGGCAAGAGCUUGAACAUCAAGCUCUCAUCUUCAAAUACAUGGUGUCAGGAGUUCCCGUCCCACCUGAACUCAUCUUCCCUAUCAAAAGAAGUCUGGACGCUUCAAUCUCUUCGAGGCUCUUCCCUCACCAACCCAUUGGAUGGGGCUGUUUUCAGAUGGGUUUUGGCAGAAAACCAGACCCAGAGCCAGGGAGAUGCAGAAGAACAGAUGGAAAGAAAUGGAGGUGCUCGAAAGAAGCAUUCCCAGAUUCAAAGUACUGUGAGAGACACAUGCACAGAGGCAGAAACCGUUCAAGAAAGCCUGUGGAAGUUAUUACAGCAAACCCCUCUACAACAAUCUCAUCGCUAUCCAGAAACCCCUCCACCAUUACAACCAACACCAACACAACCGCCUCUUCUUACUCCCUUUCUUCACAAGUAGCUGCUGCUGACGCCCAUCACCAACACCACUCUUAUUAUAACACUUCACUUCACCCUUUACUCUAUCCCCAUUCCUCCUCUUCUAGACCCCCUGGCAUUGGAUUCUUACAUCAAAACAACUCUACCCAUUUGCUCUUGGACUCUGGAUCUUACUCUCAGCAGGGCAACAAAGAUUACAGGUAUUUUAAUGGGUUGAAGGGGGAAGUGGAUGAACGUGCAUUCUUUUCAGAAGCUUCAGGGACUACCAGGAGUGCACCGGAUUCAUCAUCACUUGAUAAUUCGUGGCGAUUUACGCCACUAGAUCAAUCGAAACAGAGAAAUAGCUCUGGUUUACAAGGUUGCUACUCUCAGUUGCAGUUGCAAAGCCUUACAGACAUCUCUAAACAACAAAAGCAUCAACAGGAGCAGCAUUGCUUCGUCCUGGGCACGGAUUUCAAAUCCGAAAGGCCACUGAAGUUGGAGAAAGAAGAGGAACCUCAGCAACCUCUGCGUCACUUCUUCGACGAGUGGCCACCAAAGAGUAGAGAUUCAUGGCUCGAUUUGGAAGACAACCGGUCGAACCGGUCCUCAUUCUCUACAACCCAGCUCUCGAUUUCCAUUCCCAUGCCAUCUUCUGACUUCGCAGUCUCCAACUCCCGAACCCAAAAUGAUGGUUGAAUUCCUCAAGUGGGUUUCUGAAUCGAAGGCCAAAAAUGCACUUGUUAGAUCACUGUUUCAUCUUCUUGGUUCCUCUAUUUUUCUCAGGUUUGAGAGCUCUUCCCUCUAGGGGUGAUUUUGAAUAAUGUGUGCCUGAAGGAAGUUGCGAGUCUUCUAUCUUUUUCCAUUGUUUAUAUUUCCUUUCUCUUUUGACUUCUUUCUAACUAGUUUGAGUGGUUGGUCUUUGAUAUUUGGGAUUCGACUCUUUUGUUGAUAUCCUGAGUGAGCCUUCUUUCUUAUAUGCAUGCAUUGCUUCAGAACUUAUAUUUA